AUGCCUUGUUUCAUCGGCAUCAUCCAGUUCCUGCGGUGUCGGCACUGCCUGCUCUUCAAGCUCGGUUGUACUAACAACUGCGAAGAGCUCUGCCCUACCGAAAAGCAGGUUCCGCUCGUCGCUACGAACUACCUGUGGCUAUGCGAAGACUGCCAUGAAAGAAAGGCCAACGUCAAUCUUGACGACCGAUGCAACGAAUGGGCAGAUCUAAUGAUGGACAUUCCCAAGGGUGAUGCGCAGCUUCACAGUAUGAUGGAAAAUGCGAUCCGUAGUCGCGAAAAGGCCGACGACGUAGCAUGCGAAAAGUCACGAGUUCAGUGCAAUGAAGAGAUCCAGUGGGUCGCUGAAUGGACACUCGAGUAUGGCCUUAUGAUCUACGAUGUUUUGUUCAAGCAGAUGUGGGAGCCGCAACGGGCCGCUGAAAGGAUACAGCAGUUGAGAGGCUUGCGUGUGUGGGAUCUCCUCGUCGUUAAAGAUGCCUUGCGGGGUCCAAAAGUCCUUUUCGAAGAGCAGUGGAAUGAAACGUACUGGUUCAUCAGUGGUGAACCAAUUCGCUGA
Molecule: messenger RNA, 558 nt
Organism: Fusarium graminearum PH-1
Lineage: Eukaryota; Fungi; Ascomycota; Sordariomycetes; Hypocreales; Nectriaceae
Exons: 2
Coding region: 1-558 (185 amino acids)
Source: RefSeq, a predicted model, not a curated record